AUGUCAGAAUCUCUGGCCGAUUUGUUCUCUGCGUCUUCGCCUCCUCCUGAACAUCGGCCGAGGACGCCUUCACCGCCCCCUCAAACGGAUCUCCCGUUGUUUUUCAGCCCUGGCGAGACACCCGAUAGGCCCCGACAUGUCAACGAAGCGAGCGAAGCGGGUUCAUCUCGAAUCCCGAGCGUGCAGGAUCCAGACGUGCGUGUUGAGGGAUCGAAUGCUGCGAUAGACGACUUUGAUUGGGGGCCUGUGCCCGGCGUUUCAGAGACAGAUAUCCAGCUGGUCGAUCCGUUAGCAGUGGACGCACUACCGCUGAAGAAGAAACGAGUGAUAGCAAAGGUUGAUGAGGAGAGAUUGAUGGGACCGAACGGAUUCCCAGCUUUGAUGAAAGCUGCCAAACGGUUCAAAGUCCGGGGCAAAGGUCGAGAGGCGGAAGACUUGCGCGAAUUGCUAUCGGUAUAUCAGAUGUGGGCCCAUGGGAUGUUUCCCAAGGGAGAUUUCCACGGUACGAUCGCUCGCGUUGAGGUCGUUUGCCGAAAGCGCAGGAUGGAGAUGGCGAUGAAAGGUUAUCGCGAAGCCUUUUACCCCGCUCUGCUAGAGUCACCAGGAUCGAGUCCGGGCCCGACUGACAACGAUCCGGAGCAGCACUCAUCCCCAGCUGUCCGCGCUAUGGGCGGCGUUUCUCAAGCAGAUGAAGAUGGACCUGAUAUGGAUGAAUUGUUGGCUAUGGAGGAGAUGGAGAGGGAACAGAUCGAGCCUCUUGGUCCGCCAGAAGAUGAUGAUUGGGACUAG
Messenger RNA from Kockovaella imperatae, 789 nucleotides. RefSeq names its product replication fork protection component Swi3-domain-containing protein. Gene Ontology annotation, biological process: replication fork processing; DNA replication checkpoint signaling; DNA damage response. Bases 1 to 789 code for a protein of 262 amino acids. Gene Ontology annotation, cellular component: nucleus; replication fork protection complex. Gene Ontology annotation, molecular function: DNA binding. The transcript has 4 exons. Lineage: Eukaryota; Fungi; Basidiomycota; Tremellomycetes; Tremellales; Cuniculitremaceae. The record is from RefSeq and is a predicted model, not a curated record.